Molecule: messenger RNA, 310 nt
Organism: Prorocentrum cordatum
Lineage: Eukaryota; Dinophyceae; Prorocentrales; Prorocentraceae
Source: the annotation of a GenBank genome assembly
ACGAUCAGCGAGCUCAUGAGAGAUUUCUCCAUAGAGGAGCAGAAGCGCAUUUCCAAGGGGAGUGCGACGUUCGCUCGCGACACCUUUUGUGAGAUCACCAAGGGCGCGCCCGUGAUCGUGAAUCAUGUGCGCGACGAGGCGGGCAUGAGAGCCCGGUCGUUCACGGAGGGCGUCGGGCCCGAGCUGCGCAGGGGCAGGUACAGCGAAGUCCUCAACCAUUCUAUAUCUGUGAGCGCUGGAGGCGUCACUCUGCGGUGGUUCACUGAGCUCCAAGCCUUGGAGAGGAAGGAUCACCAGACGCUUGCCGCAG